Oenanthe melanoleuca is the source of this 2185-nucleotide messenger RNA. RefSeq names its product neuronal PAS domain protein 4 (gene NPAS4). NCBI's taxonomy places the organism in Eukaryota, Metazoa, Chordata, Aves, Passeriformes, Muscicapidae. Bases 164 to 2185 code for a protein of 673 amino acids. Gene Ontology annotation, molecular function: RNA polymerase II transcription regulatory region sequence-specific DNA binding; DNA-binding transcription factor activity, RNA polymerase II-specific; protein dimerization activity. Gene Ontology annotation, biological process: regulation of transcription by RNA polymerase II. The record is from RefSeq and is a predicted model, not a curated record. The transcript is spliced from 8 exons.
CGUGCGUCAGCGUCACCGGUGACGCGCCCGCCGCGUCCCCCCGCGUGUCCCCGUCCCCCCCCGGGUCCCCCCCGGUUUCGGGGCGGCGCGGGGCCGGUGACGCGGCGCUGACGCGGGCGCGGGGCCGCAUAAAGCGGCGGGCGCGGGCCCGGGCGGGCGGAGGAUGCUCCGCUCCACCAAAGGCGCCUCCAAGGCGCGGCGGGACCAGAUCAACGCGCAGAUCCGCGCCCUGCGCGACCUCCUCCCGCUGCCCGACGGCGACCGGCCGCGCCUCUCCUACCUGCACGUCAUGGCCCUGGCCUGCAUCUACACCCGCAAGGGAGCCUGCCCGAGCCGGGGGGCGCCCCUGGAGCUGCUGGGGGGGCCCGAGCUCGCCGACCUGGUGGCGUCGCUGCCCGGGUUCCUGCUGGCCGUGACCCGCGAGGGGAAGCUGGUCGGGGUCACCGACAACGUGGCCCAGCACCUGGGGCACUCCAUGGUGGAUCUGGUGGCGCAAGGGGACAGCAUCUACGACCUGCUGGACCCCGCCGAUCACCCCCUGGUGCGGCACCAGCUGAGCCUGCCCGGGCCCCCCCAGGCAGAGCGCCUGUUCCGCUGCCGCUUCACCACCUCCCGCGCCUCGCGCCGCCCCAGCGCCGGCCGCAAGCUGGUGCUGCUGCGGGGGCGCUUCCAGGAGCCCCCCGGGCCCCCCGGCGCCGCCCCCGCGCUCUUCGUGGCCUUCUGCGCCCCCCUGGACCCCCCGCCCUGGCCCUGCCCCGACUGCCUCCUGCUGCCGGCCUUCCAGAGCCGCCACGCCCGCGACCUGGCGCUGCUGGACAUCUCCGACAGUGUCCUGGUGCACCUGGGCUACGGCCGGGCCGAGCUGCUGGGCCGCUCCUGGUACCGCCUGCUGCACCCCGAGGACCUCGGCCACGUGGCGCGCCAGCACCUGCGCCUCGCGGCCGCAGGGCCGGACGCUCGGGCCGAGUUGGUGACGCGGCUGCAGCGCAAGGACGGCCUGGGCUGGACCUGGGUCUACGCCCGCCUGCGGCCGGAGGGGCCGGCGCUGCUGGCCCACAACUUCAUCAUCAGCGAGGCCGAGGCCUGGUGCCUGCGGCAGCAGUUGGCGGCCGAAGCCCCCCCGGGACCCCCGGAGCCGUUCGGCCUCGACUUCCCCGGCGGCGACCUGGGCCUGGAGCUGGGCGUGGGCAGCGAUGGAGGGGCCGGCGCCGGCCUGGGGCUGGCGGUCAGCGCCGGCUGCGGCCUCGGAGGUGAUGCUGGACACGGCCUCGGACACGGCGCUGCGGCCGCCAUCGACCCCGGGCUGGGGGCCACCGUCGGCCACGGGCUGGGAGCCGCCCUGGGCAGCGGCGUGGAGCCCGGCCUGGGGGCCGGCCUCGGACGCGGCCUCGGACACGGCGCUGCGGCCACCGCGGAGCCCGGGCUCGGGCCCGGCAUCGGGCACGGCCUGGGAGGAAGCGCCACGGCCGCCAUCGAGUCCGGCCUGGUGGCCACCAUCGGACACGGCCUGGGGGCCAGCACUGCGGCCACCAUGGACACUGGACUCGGCGCCGGCGUCGCCCCGAACGUUGGCCACGCUCUCGGAGACGGCCUGGGCUCGGACACCGGCCUCAGCCUCGGUGUGGGCAGCGGCAUCAGAGUGGACGUUGGCCUGGGCAUGGCGGCCGGAGCCGGCGUGGGCCCCGCCCUGGGCGCUGACCUCGGCGAGGAGCUGGGCGGGGCCGGCGUGGCCGAAGUGACCGCUGGCAUCGGAGCGGGCGUGGCUGAAGUGACCGCCGGCAUCGGGCCGGGCGUGGCCGGAGUGACCGCCGGUAUCGGAGUGGCCGAAGUGACCGCUGGAAUCGGAGCGGGCGUGGCCGAAGUGACCGCCGGCAUCGGGCCAGGUGUGGCUGGAGUGACCGCCGGCAUCGGGCCGGGCGUGGCCGGAGUGACCGCCGGCAUCGGGCCGGGCGUGGCCCUGAGCAUCGGCGCCAACAUCGGGCCCGGCCUGGCCGGCGGCGCCAUCAGGGCCAGCAUUGGGCUGGGGCUCGGCCAGCCGGACAUCGGAGUGACCGUCGGGGCCGGGCUCAGCGGCGGCGUGGGAGCCACGCCCGGAGCCGGACUGGGACUGACCACAGGAACCAGCGCUGGCACUGGCCUUGGGCACAGCGAGCCAACGCCGGCCUUGGCCAUGGCGUGGGAUUGA